This is a messenger RNA of Scomber scombrus (Atlantic mackerel), 5772 nucleotides long. RefSeq names its product adenomatous polyposis coli protein-like. Gene Ontology annotation, cellular component: catenin complex; cytoplasmic microtubule; beta-catenin destruction complex. Gene Ontology annotation, biological process: cell migration; nervous system development; cell fate specification. Gene Ontology annotation, molecular function: microtubule binding; beta-catenin binding; gamma-catenin binding. The record is from RefSeq and is a predicted model, not a curated record. Lineage: Eukaryota; Metazoa; Chordata; Actinopteri; Scombriformes; Scombridae.
ACAGGCAGAUCCUUCGUGACCACGGCUGCCUGCCGACUCUGCUGCAGCAUCUGAAGUCUCACAGUUUGACCAUCGUGUCCAACGCCUGCGGGACGCUCUGGAACCUGUCGGCACGCGACGCCAAAGAUCAGGAGGCAUUAUGGGAGCUGGGCGCCGUGGGCAUGCUGCGCAAUCUCAUCCACUCCCGCCACAAGAUGAUCGCCAUGGGCAGCGCCGCCGCCCUGCGCAACCUGAUGGCCAACCGGCCGGCGCGCUACAAGGACACCAGCGUGGUGUCGCCGGGCGCCGGCGCCCCGUCGCUGCACGCCCGCAAACAGAAGGCGCUGAUCGAGGAGCUGGACGCCCAGCAGCUGUCCGAGACCUUCGACAACAUCGACAACUUGAGCCCCAAGGCGGCUCACAGGAAGGGGCGGGGCUGCAACGGCGCCGGCGCAGGAGGAGGAAGCACGACGCGCUCGUACGCCAUCACGCCCGUGCUGUCGAGUCCGAAGAACGGAGACGGGGCGAAGAGGCCGAGCGAGGAGGCGCCGUACGCCCGGCCGGUGUUCUCGCCCAGCGUGCGAGCGUCCAGCGACAGCCUCAACAGCGUGACGAGCGCCGACGGCUACGGCAACCGCGGCAAAACCAAACCGUCGUCCUCAGAGCCGUUCUACUCGUCAGACGAGAGCGGAGCCAACAGGUGCUGCGUCUACAGGAAGUACCCCGCAGACCUGGCGCACAAGAUCCGUAGCGCCAACCAUAUGGCCGAUGACGACGGCGCCGAGCUGGACACGCCCAUCAACUACAGCCUCAAGUACUCUGACGAACAGCUGAACUCUGGGAGGCAGAGCCCGAGUCACCGUGGCGGCAUCGAGAGCGACGAAGACGACGAGCAGGACGUCCGGCUGAGGAGGAGAAAUGACGCCGGCGACUCUGCGACAAGCGGCGGGCGUAUGAUGUCUGUACCGCCGUCGCGCUACGUUGUCGUCACGGCAACAUCAAACUACAGUGGCGACACGGCGAGCGAGCAGCCGAUUGACUACAGCCUGAAAUACGGCGCCGAUGCUCCUCGUAAGACUUUGUUCAAACCAGAAGAAAGCACCGCCGCCUCGUUGCCCCCCCCACCGGCCUCCUCCGGCAGCAAGCCCCGCCCCCCUCCUCCCCCGGCCAAUCGGGCGGUGCCAAAAAGCAACCAGGAAAUGACACAGACAUACUGCGUGGAGGACACGCCCAUCUGCUUCUCCAGAGGCAGCUCGCUGUCCUCGCUGUCGUCAGAGGAGGAAGAUGAGGACGGUGAUGUCAUCGGGAGGAAGAGGAGAGGCGGGAGCGUCGUCGGCAAUGGCGGCAACAACUACCCGACACUUCCUGUCAGCGAGAAGGACGAGCAGCGGCAGCAGAAGGAGGCGGAGAGCCAGACCGCUGCUGCUGCCGCUGCUGCUGCCGCCGCCGCCGCUCCCUCUGCACGAGGAAGGCGAGGUCAUCACCACCAUCACGGCCACGCCCACCAUCACCACCACCAUAAUGUGACUUCAUCGUCCGGCGCCAGGACUCCUAAAAGUCCUCCGGAGCAGCCGUACGCUCAGGAGACGCCACUGAUGUUCAGCCGCUGCACGUCCGUCAGCUCCCUCGACAGCUUCUCCACCUCCUCCAUCGCCAGCUCCGUGCGCUCCAGCGAGCCGUGCAGCGGCGUGCCGAGCGGCGUGGUGAGCCCCAGCGACCUGCCCGACAGCCCAGGCCAGACGAUGCCACCGAGCCGCGCCAAAACGCCGCCGCUGCAGCCGCCGGCACAGAAGAUUAAAGAAGAAGAAAAGUCCAAGAAGAAACACGAAGAAGAGAGCAGCGCCGACGUCCUGCUGCACUUCGCUACCGAGAGCACGCCGCACGGCUUCUCUCGAGCUUCCAGUCUGAGCGCGCUCAGUCUGGACGAGCCGUACAUCGCGGCAGAGAUGAAGAAGAAAGAGGAGGAGGAGGAGGAGGCACAUGGAGGGAGGGAGGAGAGGAAGGAGGAGGAGAAACAGGUCCUCGACGAAUCAGACGACGAUGACGACAUCGAGAUCCUGGCGGCGUGCAUCGACAUGGCCAUGCCCAAGUCGUCACGGAAACCAAAGAAACAGCAACAGGCGGCGGCGCCGCGGAAACCGAGCCAGCUUCCUGUCUACAAGCUCUUCCCGCCUCAGAACCGCGGUCAAUCACAGCAGAGGAAGGACAUGGCGCCACCCCCGCCGGAGGAAGUGCCGAGAGUUUACUGCGUGGAGGGAACGCCGCUCAACUUCUCCACCGCCACCUCGCUCAGCGACCUGACCAUCGACUCGCCGCCCAACGAGGAGGCGGCGCAAGCCGUCACGCCUGCGGCUCCGCCCGGCGCCACCCAGAGGAGGCGAGCGGGACUUCCUGAGGGCGAGAACGGUGACGACAUCCUGGCGGAGUGCAUCAGCGCCGCCAUGCCCAAAGCCAAACCCAGGAAGCCCGUCAGAGCGGCUAACGGCGAGCACCUCCAAGCCCCGCCCCUUCCUCCCCCGCUCCCUCCCCCCGUCCCGCCUCCACUGGGCCCGCAGCAGCAGAAGAAGAAACCGACGUCGCCGGUGAAGCCGAUGCCUCAGCGGGCGCCGUACAGCGUCGCCACAGCCGCCAAAGCAAAACCGGGAUUCGCCUUCGACUCUCCUCGCCACUACACGCCCAUCGAGGGCACCCCCUGCUGCUUCUCACGCAACGACUCGCUGAGCUCGCUCGACUUCGAUGAAGAAGACGGCGGCGCGGAGAAGGACGAAGAGGAGAAGAAAACAAAAGAAGAAGAAGGCAGGAAGAGGAAGCAGCAGACGGCGGCGGUUUUCCCUCGAACCAAACUUCCCUCUAAUCCGCCAGACGAGCAGCAGAAGUUCUCCAUCGAGGACACGCCCGUCUGCUUCUCCAGGAACUCCUCGCUCAGUUCGCUCAGCGACAUCGACCAAGAGAAUAACAACAAGGAGUUCGCCCCGCCGCCACCCGAAAAACAAGAUGGAGGCAAAGCCAAGUCCCCGCCCCAGCCGCCGCAGGCAGAGUCGAAGCCCCGCCCACCCGCCGCCAGCUGCUACGCCCCCAAAGCGUUCCACGUGGAGGACACGCCCGUCUGCUUCUCCAGGAACUCGUCGCUCAGCUCGCUCAGCAUCGACUCGGAGGACGACCUCCUGCAGGAGUGCAUCAGUUCCGCCAUGCCCAAGAAGAAGAAGAAAGCCUCCGCCGCCGCCCCCGCCACGCUUCCUGUUCCCAAAUCAGACGACAACAUUCUGGCCGAAGAGCAGCCGUCAGAGGCACCUCGAAGCCCCGCCUCCCCUGACUCAGAGUCCUUUGAUUGGAAGGCCAUCCAAGAAGGCGCCAACUGCAUCGUCAGCAGUCUGAACGCUGCCGCCGCCGCCUCGUCUCUGUCCCGCCAGCCGUCCUCCGACUCCGACUCGGUUCUGUCGCUCAAAUCCGUCGGCUCGCCGUUCCGCCUGCCGACGCCCAACAACAACGCAGACGAAGAAGAGCAGGGGGAGAAGGAGGAGGCGCUGAAGCGAGGGGCGAAGAUCUUGAAGCCGGGAGAGCGCAGCACGCUGGAGGCCAAGAAGAAGGAGGAAGAGGAAGAGGCGGCGAAGGCGCUGCGAGGCGGGAAGAAAGUCUACAGGAGCCUGAUCACGGGGAAGCCGAGGGAGCCGGCCGCCAGGGGCCGCAGCAAGCCCCGAGCGGCCGCCGCGGCUAAAGCUCCAGGAAGCAGUGACGGCGCCGACAGAGGGGCGUCGUCACGGGACUCCACCCCCUCGCGCUCCUCGGCAGCCAAUCAGAAAGCAGGAAAGCUGUCGCAGCUGCCUCGCACGGCGUCUCCAGGAAGCGCGUCGUCGUCAACCUCCAGACCGGCCAAACAGAGCGGGGCGGCGAGGAGCGGCGCCGGCAUCCCGAGGAGCGAGUCUGCGUCGAGAGUCGGCUCCAAGAAGCCAAAGGAGACGGAGAAGCCGGCGCUCGUCCGCCAGUCGACCUUCAUCAAGGAAGCUCCGAGUCCCACGCUGAAGAGGAAGCUGGAGGAGUCCGCCGCCGCCGCCGCCGAGUCUCCCACCAGCCCCGAUACACCGCUGCCGGCGAGCAGCAAGAGACACGACAUCAACCGCUCCCACUCCGAGAGUCCGUCACGGCCACAGGAAGUGACGUCAUCGCGCUUCAGCCGCACCGGCACCUGGAAGCGGGAGAACGGCGGCGGCGGAGGAAACGGCGGCAAACACUCGACCUCGUUACCGCGCGUGGGGACGUGGAAGCGGACGGGAAGCUCGUCCUCGGUGCUGUCAGCCUCGUCGGAGUCCAGCGAGAAGGGGCGGAGCGAGGAGGAGGGCGCCGCCCGCUCCAAAGGGACGUGGAGGAAGGCGAAGAGCGGCGAGUCGGCCGGGAGGAGCGGCGGCGAGCAGCCGGAGGACGUGUGGGUGCGUCUGGAGGACUGUCCCGUCAACAACCCGCGCUCCUCCUCUUCCUGUUCGGCUCGCUCUCCCACCGCCGCCAACGCCCCGCCCGUCAUCGACAGCCCCGUCCCCAGUAAGAUCCCCUCCUCCACCUCGUCUUCGUCAUCCAACCUCAACCUGCGCCGCAGCUGCGAGAGCCUCGAUGAGAAGCCGCCGCCGCCAGAGCGGCCGCAGCAGCAGGCGCAGCAGCAGGCGCAGCAGCAAGCGCAGCAGCAAGCGCAGCAGCAAGCGCAGCAGCAGGCGCGCGGGCAGCAGCGCAGCGGCGCCGUAGCGGCUCGCGUCAGCCCCUUCAACUACACGCCGAGCCCCAGGAAGAGCAGCGCUGAGGUCAUCACCACGGUAACGCCCACCACCACCACGUCCUCCUCCACCACGCCCACCCGGCCCUCCCUCAUCCCCACGCCCGUCACCAAGAAGCGGGAGCCGAAGGGAGAGGGAGGCGGCGGCAGCGGCGGCGAGCGCGGCUCGUACAUCGUUACGUCGGUGUGAAAAGAAACAGGACACAAAAUGGCCGCCGCAGCCGGGACACAGAGUGGAGGACGUGUAAAUAUGACGUCAGUGUUUGUGGACUGUACAGGAAGUGAGUCUGUAUUUAAGUGCUAGCCCCGCCCCCUCGCCUCCCUCCUCCCCUCUCAUUGGCUCCUGUCACCUGUCAGUCAAGCUUCUUCACAGAUGAACUUUUUAUGUUUUUUAUACCACUAAAAUGUGUAGCGCUUAGCCCCGCCCCCUCUGCCUGUCACCCCGCAUGGCCCCGCCCCCACCUAACUGACCGUUACCAUGGUGACAUAACGACGACGAUGAUAACGAUGUUUCUGCUAGCGUAGCGUCUGAGCUCGUUCUGUUUCACGUUUCAUGGUUUUAUUUUCAAGAAGUUUGUUCUAAAAACACAAAAACACAAAAACACUAAAACAUUAAAAUAUUAAAAUAUUAAUCCUUCAGUCUGAGCGAUUUAAAUCAUUUUAAGUUUUUUCCAUUAAACUGACAUUUUUCAUGAGUUUUUUUUAUUUUGAAUCAUUUUUUUCGUCUUAAAGCAAAAAGUUUGUUUUUAGAACAAAUCUUCUUUUUAUUUGGGGGAAACUUUCCUGCUCUGUCGCCUUGGAAACAAAUAACACUGUAAAACGUAAGUUAUUGCUGUAAAACCUUUUAACUUUUAACUUUGAAGCACAUAAUUUAAAAGAAAAGUUGAUUUUUGCCAAAAAGUUUCUGGUUUUAUUGACGGCUGUAACUUUUCACUGUUGGAGGAAAACGAGUCGAAAUGUUAAACAGAUGAUGAACAAUAAAGUUUAAACAUGAACAAUAAAGUUUAAACAUGAACAAUAAAGUUUAAACGUUU